Messenger RNA from Pseudophryne corroboree (corroboree frog), 845 nucleotides. RefSeq names its product REC114 meiotic recombination protein (gene REC114). The record is from RefSeq and is a predicted model, not a curated record. The coding region runs from base 177 to 845 and encodes 222 amino acids. The transcript has 6 exons. Lineage: Eukaryota; Metazoa; Chordata; Amphibia; Anura; Myobatrachidae.
AUGAAGGCAUCCUGUGGUAAAACAGACAAAAAAUGCAUGCCCAUAUAUUAACUUUAGGUAAAAUAUUUUAAAUUGACAGACAGGUCAACAUUUAGGUGAGAACAAAGAACCGUCAAUACGACCCAAUAAUGACAUAACCUCAGCCGUACACGUUGUCAAGCAGUUUUCCCGCCGUUAUGAUGUCAUUAACGGCAGAGGCUCCGGCUGAAGAGUCUCGGGCGGACGCUAUGGCAGAGGCGGCAUCAUCGUGUUCCGGCGUGGGAGGACAAGGUGAGGAGUGGGCGUUGAAGAGGUACGGGCGGCUCGGCGGGAAGAACGAGAGCACCUCGGCACAGGAGCGGGUAUUUGAGUCAAAUGAAGAAUCUGGGAGCAUCACCCUUAGUAUCUUAAAUACAGGUCAUUUUUUCAUCUCCCAAGGACAUACACUACUGGAGGGUUUCUCUCUCGUAUCUGCAAAAACAUGGCUGAAGGUUGGAAAAAAGUCUGAUUGCCUUCUCUUUGGUUCCAAAGCAAAGGAUGAGUCACGUAUGUUCAGAGUACAAUUCAAUGGAGAGUCCAAGCAGAAAGCCCAGGAAAACUGUGAGAGCUGCUAUCAGAAGCUUCACUAUUACUUGAAAGAACAGAUUGAGCCCUCCGAAAAAUUCCCAGAGGAAAGGAUUCACGUGGGACAGAUCGCCCAGUCCAUGUUAAAUCAUCGGGCGGAAGACCUAGGCAGUUCCUAUCAGUAUCCUGCCUUAGGUGGAGCAGAACUUGGGCCUUUUCUCAAAAUAUGUCUGCUAGACAAAGACUUCCCAGCAUUCGUUGAGGCAAUAGAAAAAGAAUUAAACAAACUUGCACAAAAGUGA